UCUGCAGAGAAGUGCUUCUAAAAAUAGAAAUCUAAAAAUAAUAUUUCUGUGUUAAAAAUCGGACGCAUGCGCUUUGAUACAUCCGGAAGUACUGAUGAGAAAUCCUGUUACUCGGAUAGUAAAGUUGUGAAUUAUAUGAUUUUGAGAAGCUGCCAAUAAUACAGAAUGCAGACAAUCAAGUGUGUGGUGGUCGGUGAUGGAGCUGUGGGUAAAACCUGCCUGCUCAUCUCUUAUACAACAAACAAAUUCCCCUCAGAAUAUGUGCCUACAGUGUUUGACAACUAUGCUGUGACAGUGAUGAUUGGCGGAGAGCCGUACACACUCGGACUGUUCGACACAGCCGGACAGGAAGAUUACGACAGACUUCGGCCGCUCAGCUAUCCACAAACAGAUGUUUUCCUAGUCUGUUUCUCAGUCGUCUCCCCUUCAUCAUUUGAAAAUGUUAAAGAAAAGUGGGUCCCAGAGAUCACCCAUCACUGUCAAAAGACACCAUUCUUGCUAGUCGGAACACAGAUUGACUUGCGAGACGACGCAUCAACGAUAGAGAAGUUGGCAAAGAAUCGACAGAAGCCCGUCUCUGGAGACCAGGGAGAGAGGCUCGCACGAGAACUUCGGGCGGUGAAAUAUGUUGAGUGCUCUGCUCUAACACAGAAAGGUCUGAAGAAUGUCUUUGACGAGGCAAUCCUGGCUGCCUUGGAACCCCCGGAGAAAGAAAAGAAGAAAUUUUGUGCCAUGCUUUAAUUUGGGUGGGGAAUGCUGGCAAAUGAGUGGGGACAUUUUGUGCCAUGUUUCAAUUCGGGUAAACUUUGGUGGAAAAUGUUUUGGGAACAUUGACUGUAUAUGUUUGUUAUUUUUAAGGCAGGCUUUAUAUAUAUAAAUAUAUGUGUACUUCAAAGGCUUAGAGCUAAACAGAUGUAACUUUUCUUUUUAUAUGGAGUUCUGUCUGUAUUACACUCAGCCCAUGGCACAAAGUCUUAGAUUGAUGUAUUAAAUUGGCAUGAAAUAUUUUUGUACUUUUAUAAGAAUGGAGAAAAUGUUACUUAAUUGCUUAAUCAAUAAAGUAGGUUUAUAUGUAUGAAUGACUUGAGAUUGAGUCAUUAAUAAUCAUUAUAACCACCUUUUUUUAUAAAAUAAUUGUAUGGUCUAUCAAAUUCAACAUCUUAUUACUAAUGUAGUACAAUAGAUUUAUCAUAUUUUUACCAAUCAAAUAGAUAAAUCGUGAUAGAUAUCGUGAUAAAAAAAUGUAAAAGCCCUUUUUUGAGCUAUUCCUGUUAUAAAUAUGAGGCUUGAGAACGUUCGAGAAAUUUGGGCCUGAAGUUCAACAGGUGUAUGGUAGAUAGGGCUGUGUAUCGUCACUCAACUCACGAUACGAUACGUAUCACGAUACGGAGUACGCGAUUCAUGAUAUUUCACGAUACGCUUAUAUAGAUUUUUUUUUCAUGUUGGACUUUUGUUAAUGAAAUUUAAAAAAGAAAAUUAAAUUGCAUUUUUUUAAUAAUUUGAUUUUCAUGUUUUAUUUUAGUUUGAAAAAUAAACAUGGUGUUGAUAAGUAAGAUAACUAGUUGUAACGUAUUUUGCUAGCUCUACCUGCUGUUUGCGAAAAUGCGGCUGAAGUGGCUUUCGCUGUUUCGACAUUUAAAAAUAAUGAAAGUUAACAAAUUGACCGGACCGUGCAAAGAUGUUUGGAAAGUGUUUUAAGCAUACAUAUCUUAAGUUAAGGUAACGAAUCUAAUGAUAGGCAAUACACACGAUUUUUUACAAUGCGAUAUGAUACAGUAUAUCGUCGGGUACUGAAUCGCGAUUUCACAAUGCACUGAUGAAUCGUUACAGCCCUAAUGGUAGAUAUGUCAAUACAGUGCACAUAACCAUGCUUAAAAUAUACAAUAAGAUAUAAUCGAUCAGCUAAUGUUAUUAAUCUCUUACAUGGAAUGUAACAAGCCAUGUCUUUUUCUCUGAAAUACUCUACUUUGGUUUGGUCAUGUUAAUAUGUCUUCUUUUCUUUCCGUUUAAUUCUGGAAGUAGAUGCUUGAAAUAUACUUAUUCUGUUUUCUAAAUUUAUUUGGCUCUGAAACCUGAAUUGAUCUAGAAAAAAAUGAUAAUAUUACUACACUUAUAAUGUCGGCGCUGUCUCAAUAAAGAAUUGUUGUUGUUACUUGAAUUUUUUUAAAUAUGUUGGAAAGUCCCAAUUGAAAACUUAAAAAGUGCUUCCUUAACUGUCUUUUUAACUUAACUCUUGGCUUAAGUUCAGUUUUUAAAUAUAAAUAGCAAAAUAAUAAACAUGUUCUGGUAAAUAGCUUCAGAUAAUUUUAAUUUAUUAUUGAAACAAAUAUUGAAUAGGGCCACUUGUGAACUUUACAAUACAACUGGAUUACCAUUCUUGGUACAAGCUCAUCUGGGCUUAAUUUGUCGAAAGUUCUUAAAUGUAACACUCUUAAGUAGCUUAUUUCAUUAUGCAAAAUUUCUUACUUAAUUUUGAGUUUACCGAAUAAUACAUUUACCGUAAUAAUCAUUAAGGAAAGGUUUUUUUUUGCGUAAACAUUGCAUUAUUACCUUCAAAAGUAUACAUUACAUAAGGUAUACGCAAACAACUAACAAACAUCGUAAGCUUAACUUAAUCCUUUUUUUAAGAAUUUCAGAUAUUUCACGAAAUUGGAGCCUGGUGUUGAUGCUUUUUUAAAAUGUAUGGAUAUUAAUUGAGGAAGAAUGGCUGGCAUCAGAAUGUUAUGUUCUGUUUCCAAUUAAAAUCUUUAUCUUAUCUUUCGGUAAAUUUUUAUUUUCAAAUUUGCUUGACUGUGAUGCUAGGAAUCACAUAUUUCAGAAGCAUUGCUCCAUAACAAAAUACGGAGGGGUCGCAAGCAUAUUUUUGUAAACACAUUUUUUAAAAACAAGUUGAUCAAUUACGUAUUCACAGGGGAAAAACGUUGAGUGAAGAAUCCGGAAUGCAGAGAAAAAUGAAUGUCUCUCUUAAUGUAUAAUUUCCUCCACUAUUCUUAAUGCAUGUUAUAUUAUUUUUCUGACUUACAGAAAGGACUUAAGAACGUGUUUGAUGAAGCUAUCCUAGCCGCGUUGGAACCGCCGGAGCCCCAGAAGAAGAAACGAUGCAGACUUCUAUAAUUAACUGCUUCUGCUAGACCAUCUACUGCUUAUAAUGUCUAUCCUUUUUCUUGGCUGCAUUUUCGUCUCGUUCUUGUCGUACUAACUUUCAAACUAAGUAACUUAUUUUGACAGUUUUGGAAAUCAGUGCAAAACUGGAUUAUUUGUUAUGGGACUUACGUUUGAGGUUAUUUAGUUUUUAUGUUGAGUCUUUGUGGUGUGUUACAUGUUGAUAUAUGUGACAACAUUUGAUGGAGAUAAAAAAACAAAACAUUAUACUUAUAGAAACUUUUUUUAUCAUUUCAAACUUACAAAUAUGUUCAUUUUUCAUUGAUAUAACCCAGAAGCAUGAUUUGUAAGGACACUGGCUUGAGUAUUAUCUUUGAAGUUGUUGAUAGGGGAAUCACCAUUAAGGACUUCCGUAAGAAUGUUCUUCACUACUGGCUCUGCUUGAUUUCCACUCUUUAAUCAAUCAUUUUUGCCGGAUUCAUGAAUGAGAAUUUAUGUAAAAUAUACAUUAACCUUUUAUAAUUCAAAUCAUCAUCAUAUAAAACUCAAAAAUCCUAAAGAAUAAGACUUUAACGGAGUAUACAUAUAGCUAUCCAUCAUUGUACAUUUAAAUUAUAACUAUCUGGAAUUCGAAUUAUUCAAAGUAUUAUAAUCUAUUCAUUGAUCUCCAGAUAAGUAAAGCUAAUCUAACAUUAAAUAAUUAUGAUUAAUCGGAAGCUCUGAAGUACUUUGUAAGCAGCUGAUUGUAUAAUGUUCAUGUUACAUUUGUAAUUGUUUUUUAUUGUUCAAUAAUAAUUUUCCGCUUUCAUCAGUAUUGUUUAUGUUGCCAUCAAUAAAAAUUAGAUUACAUUUAUAAGUGACUUAAGAGUCGGACAAUUGUUAUCUAUUUUCAAGGACCUUAUAAAAAAAAUUGAGUAUCAUUGUAUGUUCUCGCAACCUGAACCACUACAAUGUAUGGCUUAUGUUAGUCCUAUAAAUAAAUAUUUUUCACAGUCUCUUGUGGAUUAUAUUGUUAUUUUAAUUGCCUUAAUUAAAUCCUGCCUUACACAUUCUUCAACAGAAUUUGAUCUGCUUUUUCACAUGAGAUUAUAAUCGAAUAUAUUUAAAAUUGUAAAUGGAACUGAUUAAAAGAACAUAAUACAGAUUAAAAAGACUUGAGAUAAAGGCUUAGAGUUUUGGCCUUAAAAUAGUAAUCUAAAUAUGUACAUGAUAUUAUAGUCAAGAAAGUACUUAACAUUGUAAUAAAAUUAGGCUAUUAAAGCUACAUUUACUUUAAUGUUCGUUUCUUUAUUAAAACACUAUGUAAGAAUAAAGUACAAUUUUCCUUUUAUGUUUUUAAGUAAGAAAUACCUAUGAAUAAUCGUUCAUAGAAAUUGCAUGAAAAUGACUGAAUCAUCUAAAUUUUAAAAAAUCAUUGGGUUUGUGUUUGUAUACUGUUUCCGUACUGCAUUUUUUAUUAUUUCUGACCCUGGUGUAGUCAGUGUAUAAUUACAUGUUUAUGUUUUUUUGUUACCAUAGUGAUUAAAUAUUAAAUCAUGCAGAUUAUUUGUAUGAAUGUAAAUUUAUUGUAUAAAUGUCUUAGCACGCUGUAUAUAAGUAUUAUUUUAUUAGAACAUUUUCUUUAAGCAUUAAUAUUAUAUAUGAUGUGUGCUUCCUCAUAAAUUUGUAUUUGGUUGUAUGAGUUGUGCUUCCUCAUACAGGUGUACAUGGGCUGUAUAAGUUGUGCUUCCUCAUACAUUUGUAUGUGUGUUGUAUGAGUUGUGCUUCCUCAUACAUUUGUAUGUGUGUUGUAUGAUUUGUGCUUCCUCAUACAUUUGUAUUUGGUUGUAUGAGUUGUGCCUCCUCAUACAUUUGUAUUUGGUUGUAUGAUUUGUGCUUCCUCAUACAUUUGUAUUUGGUUGUAUGAGUUGUGCCUCCUCAUACAUUUGUAUUUGGUUGUAUGAUUUGUGCUUCCUCAUACAUUUGUAUGUGUGUUGUAUGAUUUGUGCUUCCUCAUACAUUUGUAUUUGGUUGUACAAUUGGUGCUUCUUCAUACAUUUGUAUGUGUGUUGUAUGAGUUUUGCUUCCUCAUACAUUUGCAUGUAAAUUGUAUGAGUUGUGCUUUCUCAUACAUUUGUAUGUGUUGUACGAUUUCUGCUUCCUCAUACAUUUGUCCGAGUGUUGAAUGGGUUUUGCUUCCUCAUACAUUUGUAUGUGAGUUUGAUCUGAAUCACUCUAAAAAGUUAACAUUUGAAUUGUUCAGUUUAUUCAUGGAAUAUAAACGCCAUGUUAUUAAAUGUAUAUGUCACUGUGUAUUUGAUAUUAUUCAUUCAUCAUUUUAACAAAUUAUAUCAUUGAAAUAAAUGUUGCCUAGGCAAGUAAAGUGCAUAAAAUUUGCAAAAGAAUUUCUGUAUUAGCUCCUAACAUUAAAUCAUCUUUUUGAUAUAUAUAGAAUGUUACAUGAAUCAGGCGGUCAUACAAUAUGGAAUUUAUUAGGAAUUUUUCGAAAGCAAGAUUAUACUGAAUGACAAUAAAUGUGAUAAUCUGUUUAGAUCUGUUUAUAUCAAAUGUCGCUUUAUUGCGCAAUUUUUUUCACAGCUAUUCAGUUAUGACAUACAUAUAUCAUCAAAAGUUAUUACACUAGCUAUGUAUUACAUAUAUAUGAAAAUGAUAUUUCAUGAUUGGGACAUCAUUUGUGUUUCAAAAAACAUGUAUUUGCGGUGAAUUUAAAGAUUUAAUUAAAUUGUAGCUUGUAACCCAUGUUGAAGUUCAAAUGAUUUUUUUUCAAUAUAUUUCAAUAAGAUGAUACUGUCAUAAAAUAUUGGUUUAACUAAGAUCCUCAAUGUUUAACAAGAAAUUACAGAUUUUCGAGUAUUUAUUUACUUUUUUCGUUCUUUGUCUGAGGAUGUUUAGUUGACACUCGAUAUUUGUUGAAUGUUUGUAAUUACAUUAAGCCAGACAGACACCUGAUACAUGGGUUAUUAUAUUAGUUCAAUGUAAACACCGCUUGAAGUUGAGUGCAAAUUUACAUUAAGCUUUGCUUCAAUUCAUUCACAUCAUUUUUUUUGUACUUUUAAUGUUUUGUCAUAAUGUUUUGACAUUGGCCUGCAAAAAGAUUGCUUAGCAAAAAAAAGUUACAAAAAUAUUCACAGAUUGUACUAGCUUGUUUUCAUCAUUUAUUAAUUUGAUGUGUAUGUGUUGAAAAUUGUUAUCACUUGAGUGAUAUGUAUAAUGUACAUCAUUUAAUAUAUAGAGUAGAAUAUUCAUCUCCCUUUUAAGAAUGUCAUCGUAAUCAGCCAAUAAUUCAUGAAUUUAAAAAAAACAACAGCUUGUUAAAUUUUGUUCUCAAUUUUUUUUUGGGGGUUGGGCAAAAAUGAACUUGUGUUAUUUAUACCUAUAUUCUCAAGAAAGUUUCCAUGUUUAUUAUUGUCUGCCUGAGGAAUUCAUGUUGAUUUGAUUUUCACAAAAUUCUUCAAGCGUGAUGGAUAAUUAGAGAUUGUGUUUCUUGAACAAAUUUCUCAAUUUUCAUAAAGCCCAACAGUUAAAUGGUAUUUUUUUUAUAAAACGUUUCUUUAACAAAUAACACGUAUAAAUGUACCAAUUUUAGGCAGAUAAAUUUUAAUAUUUAUGGUUUUCAUGAUCGUUCGCCAGAAAUAAUGAUAACCGUUUGAAAUAUGAUGUACUUAGAGAGUGACUAUAUAUUUAAUCCCAGAGAUACUUUGUACAUACAAAUCCCCUUUUCAUAUUGCUUAUGAUUAUUCUGUACAUUUUCUUAUCUGAAUAAAAACAGUAUACCUGA
This is a messenger RNA of Mya arenaria, 6880 nucleotides long. Its product is annotated as cdc42 homolog. The coding region runs from base 166 to 741 and encodes 191 amino acids. Gene Ontology annotation, biological process: small GTPase-mediated signal transduction. Lineage: Eukaryota; Metazoa; Mollusca; Bivalvia; Myida; Myidae. The record is from RefSeq and is a predicted model, not a curated record. The transcript has 5 exons. Gene Ontology annotation, molecular function: GTPase activity; GTP binding.